UGCUCCCGCGUCAAACCCCGCCUUGGCUCGCUUCCUUCUUGGUACCUGCUCGCGGUGGCCUGAGGGCGUGCGGGCCGGGGGGGCCCCAACAGCGGAAGGCGGAGGGAGAGCAGGUCCCGGUGUCGCGGCGGCGCGCUCGUGGCGAGAAUCGGGAGGAGGAGACAGCAAGGAUAGGCCCAGGAGCAAUGGCGUCCAAAGAAGAACAAGUAGUAAAAAAUCUCAACAUGGAAAAUGCCAACGCGGGGCAUGAGAAAAAGGAGGAAAAGGAGCACGACGCUAAUAAAGGAGAGCCCUUGGCCCUCCCUUGGGAAGCUGGUGAAUAUUCUUUGCCUAGAGGAAGCCGUAGGCGGUCCCGCAUCCGGCAGCCCAUCCAGCAGUAUAGAUGGGAAGUGAUUGAGAAGCUUGGAGAGCCACAGGCGAGGGUGAGAGAGGAGAAUAUGGAAAGGAUUGGGGAGGAGGUGAGGCAGCUGAUGGAAAAGCUGAGGGAAAAGCAGUCCAGUCAUAGUCUGCGCGCAGUUAGCACUGACCCCCCUCGCCAAGACCAUCAUGAUGAGUUUUGCCUUAUGCCUUGAAUCCUGUUGUUUCCCCUGAAGCUAAUAGGGAGACACGCCUGCUUCCUAAACUUACAUGUUUGUGAUGUACCUUUGUUGUAAACCUUUGGAUGUUACUUGUUUCUUGUUGGGUCUCUUACUACCAGCUUCUAAUUGAAUGUUGUGUUUUUCACCCAGUCUGUAAGUUUCUGUCAGCAGGGGCGUUUUACCUAUUGCAUGGAAAGAGCUCAUUAUAUAUUGUGAUGUUAAUAAAGCAAUUUAAAAAAGCAUCCUGCGUAUAUAUUAUUUCAAAUC
Molecule: messenger RNA, 845 nt
Organism: Talpa occidentalis (Iberian mole)
Lineage: Eukaryota; Metazoa; Chordata; Mammalia; Eulipotyphla; Talpidae
Product: protein BEX1-like
Exons: 3
Coding region: 186-572 (128 amino acids)
Biological process (GO): signal transduction
Cellular component (GO): cytoplasm; nucleus
Molecular function (GO): signaling receptor binding
Source: RefSeq, a predicted model, not a curated record